Molecule: messenger RNA, 2946 nt
Organism: Cavia porcellus (domestic guinea pig)
Lineage: Eukaryota; Metazoa; Chordata; Mammalia; Rodentia; Caviidae
Gene: Bsdc1
Product: BSD domain containing 1
Exons: 11
Coding region: 441-1493 (350 amino acids)
Cellular component (GO): cytoplasm
Source: RefSeq, a predicted model, not a curated record
GAUGUCAUGCAGGCAAGAUGGCGGAAGGGUGAGCCCGUCAUUCCGCUCCCAGGAGUUGGGGCCUGAAUUCUCCCAGGGUUCGGGUGCUGGGCCAGGGUCCCCAGGGGAACAGGAAGUCAGUACGGGCAUGGACGGAACAGAAAAGGCAGAGUGGAGCUGUAGGGAGGACGUGGGAUGGUGGCGGAGCUGGCUACAACAGAGCUACCAGGCAGUCAAAGAGAAGUCCUCGGAAGCUUUGGAGUUUAUGAAGCGGGACCUGGCGGAGUUUACCCAGGUCGUACAGCAUGACACUGCAUGUACCAUCGCAGCCACAGCCAGCGUGGUCAAGGAGAAGCUGACCGUGAGUACUGGCCCACACCUCUCAGCCUGACCUGUCCUGAGACCCUGGGAGACUCCACCUGUUCUAUCAGACUGAAGGCUCCUCAGGAGCAACAGAAAAAAUGAAGAAGGGAUUGUCAGACUUCCUCGGGGUGAUCUCAGACACCUUUGCCCCCUCGCCAGAUAAAACCAUCGACUGUGAUGUGAUCACCCUGAUGGGCACACCCUCUGGCACAGCUGAGCCCUAUGAUGGCACCAAGGCUCGCCUUUACAGCCUGCAGUCAGACCCAGCAACCUACUGCAACGAACCUGAUGGGCCCCCGGAAUUGUUUGACGCCUGGCUUUGCGAGUUCUGCUUGGAGGAGAAGAAGGGGGAGAUCUCAGAGCUCCUUGUAGGCAGCCCCUCCAUCCGGGCCCUCUACACCAAGAUGGUUCCAGCAGCUGUUUCCCAUUCCGAAUUCUGGCAUCGGUAUUUCUAUAAAGUCCAUCAACUAGAACAGGAGCAGGCCCGGAGAGAUGCCCUGAAGCAGCGGGCAGAACAGAGCCUCUCUGAAGAGCCUGGCUGGGAGGAGGAAGAAGAGGAAUUUGUGGGCAUUUCACCUACAUCUCCAAAAGAGGCAAAGGUUCCUGUGACCAAAACUUCUACAUCCCCUGAGGGAAUGCCUGGCCCGCAGAGCCCCUGUGAAGAGACUGUGGCAGAGGUGACUCCUUCUGAGAGCAGCGAGAGCGUCUCCCUUGUGACCCAGAUUGCCAGCCUUACCACUGCACCUGAGGCACCAGUGCUGCCCAGAGACCUGUCUCAGAAGCUGCUGGAGGCGUCUUCAGAGGAACAGAGCCCGGCUGUGGAUGAAGGCGAGACUGGACCUCCGCCCCCAGUUCCCUCCAAGACCCUGACCCCUGCUGGGCGUCCUACCGUCCCAGAGCCCAGGCCUCCAACCAGAGUAGAGACUCUGAGGGAGGAGGUUCCCACGGACUUACGGGUGUUUGAGCUGAACUCGGACAGUGGGAAGUCUACACCUUCCAACAAUGGCAAGAAAGGCUCAAGCACAGACAUCAGUGAGGACUGGGAGAAGGACUUUGACUUGGACAUGACUGAAGAAGAGGUACAGAUGGCGCUUUCCAAAGUGGAUGCCUCUGGUGAGCUGGAAGAUGUAGAGUGGGAAGACUGGGAGUGAGCAGCCAAACUGAGCAGCUCCCCCACCAUGCCGUCACCCACCUCCCUGGAGCAUCUCGGCCCCGCCCUGGAUGACACUGACCAAGAAUGUCCCCCCAGUGGCCUCUGCCAUCCCAAGCUCUGGGCACAGGUUCUGGUGGCUCCUCGCUGGCCCUUUGGGCCUCUGCUCAUGCUUGGGAAGGGAAUCUUUAAAUCCAAGCCCACAACUGACUUGUGCCAACCUUAGGAUGAUCUAAGGGGAAGAUAACCUACACCCUCACCGAGAGCCUACAUUUCUCUGCUGAAAACCCACUGCUCCUGGGGACUCCUGCUGCAAGCCCCAGGGACAGCUCUGGCCCUUCUGUGCGUAGACAGAAGCUUAACCACUAGUUUCUUCAAGGCAGCAGAGGCAGUACACUCUGUCCACUCAUAAGCAGGCAAGGAUGCCUGCCCAUGGCUAAACAGGAUUGGCAAACAUGAUAUGGUUCCUACUCGUGUAUAAGGAGCACUCAUUUCUGGGAAAUUUGCCUCUUUUGGAAACCUCCCUGUUUAGCAUUUUUCACACCUGGAAAGGCUCCUUAGGGUUCGGAAUCUAGAGACCAAACCGUAACUCACCUCCUUCUCUUCAGCCCACAUGGGAAUGUCCCCAUUAUUUCCAGGGCUGCUUCAUGUCAGAUGCACCCAAGUCCUUAGCCCAGCUGUGCCACCGCAAGGGUCCACCCUGGCAGUCCUUUCCCUCCACAAGAGAGGAGAGGGCCACUUCAGGCCCUUUUGUGCAUUGCCUGGCAGAAUACCUGGUCCAAGCAGCUACCCACAUCGGCUUCCCUGUAGCUUAGGGCACAAGGCAGCUCCCAGCAGUACAGAGCAGUGAGCAAAGGCAAGUACUUACAGCCUGGUAAGGUCAGCUGCUCUGCCUCCGCCCUCAGCUUCCAAGAGGAUAUGCUGGGAAAAUGCCCUGGGCCUCGGUGGGCUCCUGCAAAGCUCCCUCCCUAGAAACAGAGCCAGCCUGUGGCUCUCACCCUCCUCUCUGGUGAAGCUGCACCUUUUGGAGCAGUGAGGGUUGCAGAAAUUCCUGGAGACCCUGGUGCUUCACAGUUCUACUCUGGCGAUUCCUGUAUAUAGCAGCUGUGUCCACAGUGACAGAGGGAUAGGCAGGUCGCUGAGUGGUGGGCACUUGUAGUUGAGACCUUUAGUGAGGGGUGGGAUGGAAAGAAUGCUGAAUCUCUUUCUGGUGGGAUGGGGGUUUUCCUCUUUGUAAUUAUUUCUUUAGUUUAAUUAACCUUUUGGUUGUUUGUGCAAUAUUAUAUAUUUUAAAUUAUGCAUCUUCCCAGAGUAUUUUGUAGCCCAGAAAAGAAAAUAGGAGGGAAAAAAAGAUUCUAACAGCUGUUAGUUUUGUAAUUAAAAAGGAGAGAAAAAACAACUUUGUCCUGAACCUUUUGCAGACUUGGCGUUAACAUUAAAGAGAUUCAACAGAA